UCCGAUUUGCGGAUCGUUAGUCAUAUAGGUGCCAUCUGGCGUAAGAGCGCGGAAGAUUUUUUUCGUGUUAUUGUUAUGGAUCAUUGCGCGACGACGGCAACAUCAGCUGCUGCAUCCGCGCUUCCAAGCAGACGACGCAGUAGUCUCGUCUCCUCUUCCCGUGACGUCUGCUGCAGGAGUGAAGUGCAGACGAGUCGGGAAAAUGUUGCGUUCCCUCGUCUCGAAUCAUGCCUUCCAGCAGGGUCUGAAUCUGGUGGCGCGCAACAAUGCUGUCGCUGUCCUAGGCACCCAGAGCCCGCUUCUAGAGCAGGCCAGGAAACUCGCCAGCGAAGUGGUUCCACAGAAAUCUGGAUCCUCAGCCCCAGCUGCUAAAAAAGUUGAGCCGUACAGUCCCUUCCAGGGCAAGAACAACACGGUAGAAUACGCGUUGGCUAGAUUGGACGAUUUGCUCAACUGGGGAAGGAAAGGUUCGGUAUGGCCUCUGACGUUUGGUCUUGCGUGCUGUGCCGUGGAGAUGAUGCACAUUGCUGCUCCACGAUAUGACAUGGACAGAUUUGGGGUAGUGUUCAGAGCAUCGCCACGGCACGCCGAUGUCAUCAUCGUGGCUGGCACAGUGACAAACAAAAUGGCACCGGCCCUGAGGAAGGUUUACGAUCAGAUGCCCGAUCCUAAGUGGGUCAUUUCCAUGGGUAGUUGCGCUAAUGGAGGAGGCUAUUAUCACUACAGUUAUUCAGUUGUAAGAGGGUGUGAUAGAAUCAUGCCUGUAGACAUUUAUGUACCUGGUUGUCCUCCAACUGCAGAAGCACUACUGUAUGGAAUCUUACAGCUGCAAAAGAAGAUAAAAAGAAUGCAAACAACUCAAGUCUGGUAUAGGAAGUAAUUUUUUUCUUUCAAAAACUUAUGUAGUGAUGUUCCAAAUACCAGACAAUUGUGUAAUAUAAUAUCUCAUAAAUUAUUUGAUGAGUAACGAAAAUCGAUGAAAUCAUAUUAUUAUUUUAUUUCCAUUACUGUAUAAACAAACUUUGUUAAAUAAAAUUUAUUAGGACAAAA
Molecule: messenger RNA, 1050 nt
Organism: Copidosoma floridanum
Lineage: Eukaryota; Metazoa; Arthropoda; Insecta; Hymenoptera; Encyrtidae
Biological process (GO): mitochondrial respiratory chain complex I assembly; aerobic respiration; electron transport coupled proton transport
Cellular component (GO): respiratory chain complex I
Molecular function (GO): quinone binding; 4 iron, 4 sulfur cluster binding; NADH dehydrogenase (ubiquinone) activity
Source: RefSeq, a predicted model, not a curated record